Messenger RNA from Stegastes partitus (bicolor damselfish), 1365 nucleotides. It is a transcript of the gene gabra2b, whose product is annotated as gamma-aminobutyric acid type A receptor subunit alpha2b. Gene Ontology annotation, cellular component: membrane. Gene Ontology annotation, molecular function: GABA-A receptor activity; extracellular ligand-gated monoatomic ion channel activity. Bases 1 to 1365 code for a protein of 454 amino acids. NCBI's taxonomy places the organism in Eukaryota, Metazoa, Chordata, Actinopteri, Pomacentridae. The record is from RefSeq and is a predicted model, not a curated record. Gene Ontology annotation, biological process: monoatomic ion transmembrane transport; chloride transport; gamma-aminobutyric acid signaling pathway. The transcript is spliced from 9 exons.
AUGUGGAGCAGAGAGAGCGCUUCUUUACUUCUCGUCUGCCUGCUGGCGCUCACAGCUCUCUGGAAAACCAGAUCAGUGAAUGCCGACACCACAUCUGAUGCCUUUAAAACCAACAUCACCCUGUUCACUCGCAUCCUGGACAGCCUGUUGGAUGGAUAUGACAACCGUCUGCGGCCUGGUCUUGGAGACAGGGUAACUGAGGUGAAGACAAACAUCUACGUCACCAGCUUCGGACCAGUUUCAGACACAGACAUGGAGUACACUAUAGAUGUUUUCUUCCGGCAAACCUGGAAGGACGAGCGGUUGAAAUUUCACGGGCCGAUGAAUAUCCUGCCGCUCAACAACCUGAUGGCGAGUAAGAUCUGGACUCCAGACACCUUCUUCCACAACGGGAAGAAGUCUGUGGCUCACAACAUGACGAUGCCCAACAAGCUGCUGAGAAUCAAAGACGACGGCACGCUGCUGUACACCAUGAGGUUAACUGUGCAUGCAGAGUGCCCAAUGCAUCUGGAGGAUUUCCCCAUGGACUUUCAUUCCUGUCCACUAAAAUUUGGCAGCUAUGCCUACACAAUCUCAGAAGUGACUUACGCUUGGACUAGAAAUGCCUCCGACUCCGUUGUGGUGGAAGGAGAAAGCUCUCGGCUGAACCAGUACGACCUGCUCGGACAAACGGUCGGACAGGAAACCAUCAAAUCGAGCACAGGUGAAUACACGGUGAUGACAGCUCAUUUCCAUCUGAAGAGGAAGAUCGGCUACUUUGUCAUCCAGACGUACCUGCCCUGCAUCAUGACAGUCAUUCUCUCCCAAGUGUCUUUCUGGCUGAAUAGAGAAUCAGUGCCGGCCAGGACUGUGUUCGGUGUAACCACCGUCCUCACCAUGACAACGCUGAGUAUAAGUGCGAGGAACUCCCUGCCGAAGGUUGCCUACGCCACCGCCAUGGACUGGUUCAUCGCCGUCUGCUACGCCUUCGUCUUCUCCGCUUUGAUUGAGUUUGCAACUGUCAAUUACUUCACGAAGCGCGGCUGGGCUUGGGACGGAAAGAGUGUCGUGAAUGACAAGAAAAAAGAGAGGGCGUCCGUGAUGAAGAAGAACAACGCCUACGCUGUAGCAGUGGCCAACUACGCGCCCAACAUCACCAAGGACUCCAGCACACUUCCAACCAUCGCCAAAGGAGGAGCCGCGGAUCCCAACAAGCCUAAAGACGGCAAAGCUCCGGACAGCAAGAAGACAUUCAACAGCGUCAGCAAAAUUGACAGGAUGUCACGGAUUUUGUUUCCGGUUCUCUUUGGCAGCUUCAACCUCGUCUACUGGGCCACCUACCUAAACAGAGAACCCGUUAUAAAGGACAUGGUCCCCUCUAAUUAG